GCUAUAUGCUACAUCGUUGUGGCUAACUGCCAGGGCAUUGCUACUUCUAAAGUGUUAUGAAGAAAAGAUGAAUGCUGCUUCCUAGUGGUCAUUUAUGAACAUGCAGGGCACACAAACAGUUUCCCUCCUGUUCAUACUAUGAGCAUGUACUGAAUUUGAUGAACAUUUUUAGGUUACACUUUAUUUUAAGGUACUUUUGUACUGUACUAUAGUACUAAGUACUUACUAUAGGGUUAGGAUUCGGAUUUGGUUUGGUUUAGUUGCAUGUAAUCAUGCAUCAUUUAUAGUUAUUACUAUAGUAACUGCAUGUAACAUGUAACAAUGACACUGUAAAAUACAGUGUUACUUACUGACUUUCUUAGUACCUAUAGCACUUACAUUUAAAAAGAUAUGCUUAGCUCUCCGCCAUUUUGUAUUUAUCCUCAACUCCUGUGGCAUUAUGGGAUAGCAAAUUGUAGACUUUUGCACACUUUAGAAUCUCAACAAAUGCUGAAUAUUGUCUAUUUCAUGAAUAUACAUGAAUAUUAAUGUAAUCUGGAAUCCUAAUUUCUUUUCUCUACUUGAACCAGCUAGCUAACAGCAUAUUUAGCUUCAUUAUCUUCCUCUGUUUGUGUCUAACCAGUUUCUUGUUCAUCCAACUGCUGAUUUUGUUUUCUCUGGACACUUCUAGCCAUCUGUCAAAGGUUUUAUGCUUAAAAUAUAUGUUUUUAUAUACUAGUUAGGUCCUCUAAGAGCAUUUACUACAUUUGGUAGCCGUUUUGCUAGUCGUAAAUAAUACGCAUGUAUAAUAAUUAGGAAAAACUGUCUGUGCGAUUUUGGGUGGAAGUAGGUCGCAUUGAAGCCAUAUAAGCUGAUUUAAUCCCCUGAAAUUUGGCAGAGAUUUUAGCUUGCAGCCAGGAAUGGCAUUUUGUGUGUAUCUGAGCUUGCGUGUACACACAUUUGCAAGUGUACUACACACGUUUGUUUGUUUUUUACUACAAGCGGUUGUGUAGCCUAGAAUGGUUAAACACUGUGUAUAGGAAGUUGGUUAUCCACUUCUCAGAAAACCAAAAAUUUCAUGUAUGAGUGCAUGUGGAUGUGUGUGCAUACCUACCAACACAGCUGAAAAAACACACAUCCAAACAGACCCCUGCGCACGUUGCCAUCUCUAUACCCCAUAAUCCACCUGUCUUUUUCUAGAAAGCACUGACUCAAUUUUUGGAUCUGAUUUUCAUGACAAAGCGAAUGUCCUCUUUACAGAGAGAUGUCUGGGUAUAAAAGAGCCGGAGUGGGAUGGGCCUGAACCAGCACAGCUCCACACCUCUACCCCCUCCACAGGCGCCACCACCAGCUGAACCUCUGCAGAAUGGGCCGGAUCAUUUUCUACGAGGACAAGAACUUCCAGGGCCGUCGGUAUGAGUGCGACAGCGACUGUUCGGACUUCCAUUCCUACCUGAACCGGUGUAACUCCAUCCGCGUGGAGAGCGGGGCUUGGGUGGUCUACGAGAGGCCCAACUUCAUGGGCUACCAGUAUGUUCUGACCCGGGGCGAGUACCCAGAUUACCAACGCUGGAUGGGUCUGAAUGACCGCCUCUGCUCCUGCAAGAUGAUCCACUUUGUAAGCGGUUCUGAGUACAAGAUCCAACUGUAUGACAAGGGAGAUUUCACCGGCCAGGUAUUCGAGACCACCGAGGACUGUCCAUCCGUGGUGGAGCGCUUCCGUACACGCGAGGUCCACUCCUGUAAGGUGCUGGAUGGGAUCUGGAUCUUCUACGAACAUCCAAACUACAGGGGGCGCCAGUACCUACUGGAGAAGGGGGAAUAUCGUAAGCCCAUUGACUGGGGCGCCGUCUGCCCCACUGUUCAGUCCUUCAAACGCCUAACAGAGUGACGUCUGAACUGUAAAUCCAUCCAUCUGCAGUCCUCCUUUACCUGCCCAACCACAACAGCACCGACACACCUGUGCUGAAUAAAUAAACGUGUGGUUGCAAAUGAAACUGUUGAGGGUUUUGUCUCUUUUUGUGGAUGUGUGAAUGACUUUGGAAACUACAU
Molecule: messenger RNA, 2031 nt
Organism: Megalobrama amblycephala (Wuchang bream)
Lineage: Eukaryota; Metazoa; Chordata; Actinopteri; Cypriniformes; Xenocyprididae
Gene: crygs1
Product: crystallin, gamma S1
Exons: 3
Coding region: 1346-1870 (174 amino acids)
Biological process (GO): lens development in camera-type eye; visual perception
Molecular function (GO): structural constituent of eye lens
Source: RefSeq, a predicted model, not a curated record